CCUUAACUCAAAUGAAACUGUUUCAAACUGACAUCACAUUACUUUCACUGUUGAAAAAACACAAUUGCAGAAUAGCUCAUGAAAAAUUGAAAAUUUUCCAUGAUCUGUUGCCACUGAAACUGUGUCAAAUAAGAUCUUUGCAAAUCAUUAAACAAAUUAGUCUGGGUGGUGUAGUUGGUUAUCACGCUAGUCUCACACACUAGAGGUCCCCGGUUCGAACCCGGGCUCAGACAACCUUAAAUUUUUAACCGAUCUGUUCAAUCGAGAAUUGAGAUUCUCUGUUAUUCUUUCCUCUUGUUUUUGUUCUAUUAUUUAUUUGUUUUUACUUUUAAGUUUUAAUCCUACACUUUCUGCAUCUUUCUGUCACCACAACAAUGCAAGCACAACUCUUUUCACUCGCACACUGCACUCUACCUGUGUCCAGAUUCCCAAACAAUGCAACUCCUCCAAAUUUUGCAACUUUUCAACAAUCCCAUCACUCCUCCAAGCUCAGUUUCAAUGUGGGUCUCAAUCAUUUGCUUCAAAAAUCUAAUUUUUUGAGUCAAAGCGUACCUGGUUUGAUGAGUAGCUAUGAUGGUUAUGUGGGUGUAGUAGAAGAAUGUGGUCCCUUUAACGGAGAAAGUGAUGUUGGCGAUUGUGAUGAUGGGUUUUACAUAAGAAGGUGUGUUGAGCUUGCAAGAAAAGCUAUUGGCUUCACAAGCCCCAAUCCAAUGGUGGGGUGUGUUAUUGUGAAGGAUGGGAAAAUUGUUGGUCAAGGGUUCCACCCUAAAGCAGGUCAACCGCAUGCUGAGGUGUUUGCCUUGAGAGAUGCUGGCGAUUUGGCGGAGAAUGCCACGGCUUAUGUGAGUUUAGAACCUUGUAAUCAUUUUGGAAGGACUCCACCUUGCACUGAAGCUUUAAUCAAAGCCAAAGUGAAAAAAGUGGUGGUUGGGAUGGUGGAUCCAAAUCCCCUUGUGGAAUCCAAAGGGUUGGCUAGAUUGAGAGAUGCAGGUAUUGAAGUUGUUGUCGGUGUAGAGGAAGAGUUAUGCAAGAGCCUUAACGAGGCCUUUGUUCAUCGCAUGUUAACCGGAAAACCUCUCCUUACAUUGAGAUAUUCUCUUUCUGUCAAUGGGAAUUUUUCAGACUUACUUGGGGAUGGAGUUACAGAAUGUGGUGGAUACUAUUCACGUUUAUUGCAAGAAUAUGAUGCAGUGAUACUUUCCUCUUCCUUAUUCAGUGGGAACAAAUCAAUACCUGCAUCUCAAGAACCUGGAGCAAAUCAGCCGCUCCGGAUUGUAAUACAUAAGGAUUCUAGUUCUUCAAAUGAAAUUCCACUUGCUGUCAAUGAAGUUACUGAUAAAGUUAUAGUUUUUACUGAUAAUGGAACAGCAACCGCUCUAGAACUGGCCGAAAAAGGAAUUGAAACCGUCAUUUUGGAUCAGAUAAAUCUAGAUGUGAUUCUGGACUAUUGUAAUCGACAAGGGAUGUGCAGUGUUCUGUUAGAUUUGAGGGGAAAUUCCAGUGAGUUUGAAGAGCUUGUUAAGGAGGGAAUUGAAAAGAAAAUUAUUAGUAAAUUUGUGACAGAAAUUUUGCCAAUUUGGAAUAGAGGUAGUGAGACAGAUCCUCUAAUACCGGUAAAAAGCUUGGAUCAAGGAAUCCAAGUGGAAAAUUUAAAGUCCAAGUGUUCAGAUCAAAAUAUGAUAAUUGAAGGACAUUUUAAAUUUUAAGUAAUUGAGAAUUCUGAAUCAACUAUUUUGAUCAAAGUUUGGAUGCCUAUGAACUCUCCCCUAUUUAUUUGUUAUGUAUGAUUUGAUGUGAAUAAUUCAGGUACUUCAUUUGAGUUACUUUCACAUUGUUUCUGUGUAGCGUGUAAAAUAGCCAAUUAUGUAAUUUCAAUGUUUUUUUCAUGAACAAUGAUGAUAGUGAAGAUACAUGGGAAUAAUACCACUAUCAAUGUUAAUGCAUGUACAUAAUUCUGUGCAAUGAA
Molecule: messenger RNA, 1966 nt
Organism: Arachis stenosperma
Lineage: Eukaryota; Viridiplantae; Streptophyta; Magnoliopsida; Fabales; Fabaceae
Product: riboflavin biosynthesis protein PYRD, chloroplastic-like
Exons: 3
Coding region: 375-1706 (443 amino acids)
Biological process (GO): riboflavin biosynthetic process
Molecular function (GO): diaminohydroxyphosphoribosylaminopyrimidine deaminase activity; zinc ion binding
Source: RefSeq, a predicted model, not a curated record